CCUUCUUCACUACUAAUGGCCUUUUUCCAUUGCCGUUCCCACCAUUCGACGCCGCUUGCCACUUCUCUUCCGGAACCCACCUGAGAAAAAACCAAACACUUUUUCUUUUCCAUUUCUAGCCCCCUCAUGGGUUACUUAGCUUGCAACGCAGAGUCAGCCGUGGCCGUUUGUGAUCCAUACAACUGGGAUUAUUGUCAUAGAGGAAAAUCCAAGAAAAACAAACCCAGAAAAACCAAAAACAACGUUGAAAUCAGACAGUUUCGCUACACUGAUCUCCUUUCCGCCACCAAUGAUUUCUCUUCCGACAGCUUUCUAGGCAAAGGCAGUCACGGUUCUGUCUACAGAGCUGUCCUAGACGAUGGCAAGUUAAUCGCAGCCGUUAAAAAGACGACAAUAAACUGUAGCAGUCCCGCAGACAACGAGAUUGAGAUUCUCUCCCGAGUUUAUGAUCCUCGUCUCGUCAAUCUCAUCGGUUACUGUUCCGAUACCCUUUCUAGGAAUAAAUUAAUCGUUGUGGAAUAUAUGCCCAACGGUUCUUUAUACGAUCUUUUACAUUCUUCUUCUAGACCGCCGGGUUGGUCCAUGCGUGUACGGUUCGCCUUACAUGUUGCAAAAGCAGUUCAGGCUUUGCAUUCGGCUAACCCGCCUGUAAUCCAUAGGGAUAUAAAAUCGUCAAAUGUUUUGAUCGAUCAUAACUGGAACGCGAGGUUGGGUGAUUUCGGGCUUGCAUUAAGAGGAAACGUGGAGGAUGUACGGGUUAAGAGCACCCCACCGGCGGGGACGUUAGGGUAUCUCGACCCGGGUUAUUUGGCACCUAGUGACGUCAGCACUAAAAGUGACUUGUUCAGUUACGGCAUUUUGCUAUUGGAGAUUAUCAGUGGGAGACAUGCCAUUGACUUUAAUUACAGUCCCCCAUCGGUAGUUGACUGGGCGGUACCGUUGAUCAAGGGAGGAGAUUUCGCAGCAAUUUGCGACGGUCGUGUCAGGCCACCGGUGGAUAAGGAGGUGAUCAGGAGUUUGGCCGUAUUGGCGGCUAAGUGCGUCAGGUCCACAGCGGAGAAACGCCCCGGAGUGGCCGAGGUGGUGGAAUGUUUGAAGUUGGUGAGGAAGAGAGUUUACGCGGGACCUGUUUGGAGAAAUCUAAGGCGGCGCGUGAAACGAGUGGACAAGCCGUUGGUGAAGAACCAGGUGUUUGAGGGUAGCGAGGAGGUGGUAAGGGGUUCAAGGUGUGGAAGUCGGAGAAAUAGCCGAAAAGUAUCGAGUGUGAAUGUAGAUCUCAACACUGAUUUGAUUAGCGAUCGUGUGGUGAGGUCGAAAUCGGUUGGUUCGUUUGGAGGGGCGGCUAUGAUGAUGAAGAUGGGACCCACAGAGAUUGAAUUGGACGGUGACCACGUGGCAUUGGUAAACAAAAGGGCUGGAGUAACGGGGAAAACGCCGCUGGUGAAGCUGAGCAAGUCAAGGUCUAUGGGAGUUUUGCAAAGUCGGAAACUAAUGAAUCAGAACAGCAAAAAAUACAUAUUCGAAAUCGGGAAAAGAAGAAAUUCGAAUGAAUUCGAUAUGUCAAAAUUGGUUAUCAGUUUUAAUGAUGAGAAAUCCGAGAGAAAGAUGUUAGAAAACCCCUUGGUUUUGGUUUAGAUCGAUGUUUAAAAAGAUAAAGAUUUGAUGUUGUUUGAUGAUGGAUUUUGAUACACAGAAGGAUGGAAACUGUCCAAACUCCAAAAGGGCGGGGCUAUGUGUUUCUUUUCAACGGUUCUUGGCGGCAAAGAUGUAAAACCUGGAAUCCAUCAACUUACAAGACCUUAUCUUCAAAAGGGGUGCUGUUGAUCAAUGAGUUACUUGUUUCCAUUUAGAAAAUUGAAGUGAGGCAAAACUUCAACUGUAUGUUGUGGAAGAAUUGAAUUAUUUCUUUAUAUUUGAUUUGCACCAUCUGAUAAUUGUAGUUUACAAUGAUUCGUUUCUGUUGAAUUCUGUUUGUAACUGUUUACUUAAAUCUGAAAUUAUUUUAAGAAUGAAACUAUUUACUAUUUGCUGAUUGUUCUUUUUCUAUUCAAAGCUCAUAAUUUAGCAAAAUGAUGUUCCUAUCUGGAUCUUUAACUUCAUCACCAAUAAUCUUUGCUCCAAACAAAGGGCUCUAAUGGCUAUUCAUUAGCGUCCAUUGUUUUAGAGAUUCUGGUUGAGAGAAUUGGGGUUAUUGUCAACUUGGUAAGAAAUUUGUCAUAAGGGUAAAAACAUAAAGGAACUGAGAGGAAGUGCUUUUGAGCCGGUACUCAUGGUAGCUAGGCAACAAAUUUAACGAUCAGUUUCUUGUCAUUACUACAGGGCUUAUAUUGUUUUACUAAGUGAUUUAUGUUUGGGACUGUUUCUAGUGUUUGCUAAGUUUCAAACUUUUAAUGC
Durio zibethinus is the source of this 2394-nucleotide messenger RNA. Its product is annotated as serine/threonine-protein kinase-like protein At1g28390. The record is from RefSeq and is a predicted model, not a curated record. Lineage: Eukaryota; Viridiplantae; Streptophyta; Magnoliopsida; Malvales; Malvaceae. Gene Ontology annotation, molecular function: ATP binding; protein kinase activity. Gene Ontology annotation, biological process: protein phosphorylation.